Molecule: messenger RNA, 1074 nt
Organism: Chilo suppressalis (striped riceborer)
Lineage: Eukaryota; Metazoa; Arthropoda; Insecta; Lepidoptera; Crambidae
Source: the annotation of a GenBank genome assembly
AUGCAGAGCGCUAUUCUUUUCGUCUUGGUGGCAUUGACGGCCGUUGUUCUGGCAGGGGGCCAGUACUACGUACCACGAGCCUACUACACCAUCGACCCUGAGGGUCACGCGUCGCUGCCCGUGCCACUGCGCCGCUUGCGCCGGUCUUUCAACCCCUACCCGUAUGCAAACGGCGGCGCGAGCGCAAAUGCCAACGCUAACGCUGAAGCCUAUGGUGGCGGUAGUGCGAAUGCCAACGCUAACGCGCGCUCGGAAGGAGGCUGGGCGCCCCCCCUCAUCGGAGGAUACGGCGCCUCAAACCCCAACGUUUUGAGUCUCCUUAAUCCACUCCAAUCAGGCUUCCGUCCUGGCCAUAGCACUGUCAAUGCUUUAGUCAAGGUUACUGAUGAUAUCCGACAAAUUAACUGGAUUGCUCUUCCUAAAGUAAAAUUCAAAGGAACUGAUAUACCUUAUAGUACUACGGCGAAAAAUCUGGGAGUGAUAUUAGACAGUACAUUAAGCUGGGAGCCACAGCUACAAUCUGUAAGUCGGAAGCUGUAUGCGUCUGCUGGUUCAUUAAGAAGACUACGUAACUUUUUACCUACUGCCACUAAAAUUAUGCUAUCUCAAUCUUUGUUACGUCCAGUCCUUGACUAUGCUGACGCUUGCUAUCCUGACCUUACGGAGGACCAGCUAAAUAAACUUGAGCGCCUUCAAAAUUUCUGCAUCAGGUUCAUAUUUGGUUUAAGAAAAUAUGAUAACGUUUCCCAGUAUCGUUCUCAACUCAAGUGGCUUUCAAUUCGUCGUCGCCGGGAUACUCAUAUACUUUCCCUUCUUUACAAUAUUUUGUUUAAUCCCUAUUACCCCAAUUAUCUCAAAGAACUUUUCAGUUUUCUCCACAGUUCCCAUGCCCAGACGUUACGCUCAUCAGAGAAUCUGAGCCUUAAAACUCCUGUACACAAUACCUCCUUCUAUAAAUAUUCUUUUUGUGUUGAAGCUGUGCGCCUCUGGAACUCUCUUCCUGUUGAGAUUAGACGUGCACAGACUAUAGGAAAGUUUAAAAGUGAGAUAAAGGAAUUUUUCCUUUUACAAUAA